Alnus glutinosa is the source of this 714-nucleotide messenger RNA. Its product is annotated as cyclin-P3-1. The record is from RefSeq and is a predicted model, not a curated record. NCBI's taxonomy places the organism in Eukaryota, Viridiplantae, Streptophyta, Magnoliopsida, Fagales, Betulaceae. The transcript is spliced from 2 exons. Gene Ontology annotation, molecular function: protein kinase binding. Bases 117 to 695 code for a protein of 192 amino acids. Gene Ontology annotation, biological process: regulation of cyclin-dependent protein serine/threonine kinase activity.
UUUUGACACAUCUCCCUUAUAUUUGCUAACAAUAAAUAAACCCGCCGGAAGAACCAUGCAACUUCAAAACAAUUUUGUGUAGUCAGAAGGCAAGCAUUUUAGAUAUAAUAGGAACAAUGGCACUCAAAAGUGAGGCAGUUGAAUCGGAGAUUUAUGAAUCUUUAGGAUUAGACGGAAAGGAAAAAGGCGUUUCGGAAACUCCCAGAAUUCUUUCAAUUAUUUCUUCUGUUAUUCAGAGAACCAUUUACAACAACGAGAGAUUAUUGAAGACAUCAAACAAAAGGGACGUUGAGACGAUCUUCCAUGGUAUGAGAGCACCCAGUAUAAGCAUUCAACAGUACGUUGAGCGCAUUUUCAAGUACAGCAGAUGUAGCCCUUCUUGCUUUGUUGUUGCAUAUAUAUACCUGGAAAAAUUCCUUCAGCGGACGGGUGCUUAUCUUACUUCCCUCAACGCUCACCGCCUUCUAAUCACGAGCACCAUGGUUGCCGCAAAAACCCUCGAUGAUGAGUCUUAUAACAAUGCCUACUAUGCAAGAGUCGGGGGAAUAAGCACUGCAGAAAUGAACAGGUUGGAGACGAAGUUUUUGUUCAGUGUGGAUUUUAGACUGCACGUAACUGCCGAGGACUUCUUGAACUAUUCUCUGCAGCUUCAGAAGGAGGGUCUUCAACGCUACCAGAAUGGCCACCUCAAUUGACUGCCUUACAUCAACUGUU